Molecule: messenger RNA, 4688 nt
Organism: Osmia lignaria (orchard mason bee)
Lineage: Eukaryota; Metazoa; Arthropoda; Insecta; Hymenoptera; Megachilidae
Source: RefSeq, a predicted model, not a curated record
CCCACCACAUCCAGUCGUACUGCGAAUGCCACGUUGUGAGCUUCGUAUUCGUGGUAUUUCGGGACUUUUCACUCGACCAGUGAAUCGAACAUCGUUGUCACUAUAGUGUAUUUGUUUCGCCAACGAAAUCCGUGCAACGGAACGUCGGAGACUGAGUUAUAACGUUCCGGAAAAUUGCAAUUUCCACGUCGUUUCGCCGGUAAUUUUCAACGGUGAUUCUCGCUCCGGCUGUCGUUCGUUUUCCCUGUUCGGUCUAUCGGAGUAGCGUGUGCCCACGAGAGGGGAAAGCAUCGACAGGCAUAGGCACCUUGAUCGUGUGUUUUCCGUUCAUUUUUUAAAUAAAUAAAUAAAAAAAAAAAGAAAAAGAAAAAGAAGUAGAAGAAGAAGAAAAAAGAAUAGUGUGUACAACGUGUGAAAGCGAAGGAAUCACGAUGCGACAACACCGUGAGACGCUCCAUUUGCAGUGGCAGCGGCAACAGGAAGGACAAGACGUCCGAAGAGCAAGAUAGACGAAAAUAGAAGGAGGUAGUACAGAGAAACGGACUGGCUACGAAGUUAGACAGGAUUUACCCGAGGACGAGUAACGAGACGUUGUUCUCUGAAACGUUUGAAAGGAGCGCGCGGUUUAGCGAACACUCGUUUGACUGGUGACACCGUUUGUUGUUUACCAACGUCAGUGCGGUUAGGUUCCUAGCGUGUAUUACUUAAGGAGACGGAGAAGGAAGCUCGUAUAUAUAGAGUCGAAAGGAUAAGAGGGACGAAAGAACGCGAUCGCGUUCGCUGAAGGUACCUACAUACAUAUAAAGAGAACGCGUGCUCGCUAGGUAAACGGAAAAAGGAGCAAGUUGGGAAAAAGAGAGGUAAGCAAUAACGGCAAGUGGGCGCGCGAGAUGCAUUCCAGAUGAACGAUGACGCCGCACAGUCUGUAAGACUCGCGUGGUUUUCACAUUGUAUCGCGCUUAUCCGUCAUUCUCGUGUCAGGACGUAUCGACGAUCGUCGGGCGGGUUAUGACGCGCGCUUAACGCGCUUCGUGCACGAAUAGAAGCGAGCGUGUGUCGAUCGUGUACAACAUGGAGUCCGACACGGCGACCGACUGGUCGUCGACGAGAAAGGACUCCCUCGAGACAUCGAUGCCGAGGAAAUUCCGCAAGGAAUCCUGUCGAACGGGGGGUGCAACACUCAAUUGGGCGAUGUGCGCCCUCUGUAUCGCCAGUUUCGCCGUGUCCGGUCUGAUGAUGUACAGGGAAUUAGGCUUGGAAUCGCGAAUCGCCACUCUGGAGGCGCGUAUCCAGCAUCAAGAAACACCGGACGUUCUUAUCCAGAGGCUCAGGAGGGAGGUACAACAGCAGAUGGAGGUGCACCGAUCCUCCAAGGAUUCGAACGUUUUUCGGAGCAAACGGGAAACGUCCGACUGCAAUUGUCCACCAGGUCCUCCCGGUGAACCAGGUCCACCCGGAAAAAGGGGGAAAAAGGGGAAAAAGGGUGACCCCGGGGAACCAGGCCCGCAGGGUGUGGCCGGGACGCCGGGCAAGAACGGUUUUCCGGGACCUAUCGGGUUAGAUGGACCAAAGGGUGAACCGGGUCGAUCCGGCGAGAAAGGGCAGAAAGGAGAGCUGGGAAGUCCAGGGUUCGACGUCUUCUCCGCAGUAAAGGUCAAUGCACAGGGAUUAGGGUUAAAGAGGUCGGUGACGACGCUCCGCGGCGGGACACUCGGCUAUGCGGAAAUCGUCGCUCUGAAGGGAGAGCCAGGAGAACCUGGCCCACCUGGGCCACCCGGUCCUCCGGGAGCCGAAGGUCUUCCCGGACACGAAGGCAGACAAGGAACUCCGGGUGAUGUUGGACCAGCGGGUGAAAAAGGAACAGCAGGACCUAUUGGACCGAUUGGUCCGGCUGGUACGCCGGGACUACCAGGUCCUAAGGGUGACAAGGGUGAUAAAGGUGAUCGCGGUAUAACAACGUCCUUGAACGGGGAACCAUUUCCAACUGGAGUAUUCGAGGGACCGCCCGGUCCACCAGGACCACCUGGGCCCAAGGGCGAGAAGGGGGAGCUGGGUCCGACGGGACCACCCGGUCCGACGGCAGAGAAGGGUGCCCGGGGAAAGCAAGGGAAGAGGGGUUUCAAGGGUGAGAGCGGUAUGGCAUUGAUGAGAGGCCCACCCGGCUUACCGGGUCCAAAGGGUGAACCCGGUGAACGGGGUUACCGGGGCGAAAAAGGCGCCAAGGGAGACACGGGCUCAUCAGGACCAAAGGGAGAUCAAGGAUCACCUGGCUUGGCUGGACUCAAUGGAACAGAUGGAGAAACUGGUAUUCAGGGUCCACCAGGAUUACCUGGCAUCUCUGGACCUAAAGGUGAGAAAGGAGAAUACGGUGACAUUGGACCUCCAGGACUCAUGGGGCCACCGGGUUUACCUGGUCCACCGGGUUAUCCCGGAUUGAAAGGUGAAAAAGGAGAGAAGGGCGAAUCGGGCGCGACACGGGCCUUCCGUCGACAGAAAUACAAAAAACUCAGGCGAAGGCAGGGAGACGGUACGUUUGAGGUGAACGCCGGUGAAGUGAUAAUGGGCCCUCCGGGACCACCCGGUCCAGCUGGUACUCCUGGACUCCAAGGUCCACCUGGCAUAAAGGGCGACCGAGGACACGACGGCGCCAAAGGCGAUCCUGGAGAGAAGGGUGCCAAAGGAGAUCCUGGUCCAAUGGGACUACCCGGCCCCAUGGGACUGAGGGGAGAAUCCGGAAAACCCGGGGAUGCCGGGAAACCUGGUGGCAUGGGGCCACCAGGAUUAGACGGCAUGAAGGGUGCGCAAGGUGAACCUGGCACAAAGGGUGAAAGAGGGGACCCGGGACUACCUGGUACCGAUGGAAUUCCUGGCGCGGAGGGACCGCAAGGGGAGAAAGGUGCUAAAGGCGAAUCUGGACCGCAAGGGAAACGCGGUAGGAAAGGCGACAAGGGUGACAAAGGAGAUCAGGGUGUACCAGGCCUGGAUGCUCCCUGUCCAUUAGGGUCCGAUGGACUUCCGCUAGCAGGAUGCGGAUGGAGACCACCUCAGCAGGACAUCACUAGCACCUCAAUACCAGCAGUCGACGGUCCCGAACCAGCAGAAACGGAUUAUGAGGAACCGGAAGAGGAAUACGAGGAGUAUACGGACCCGAACGGAAAUCUAGCCGAGCAAUAAUGCUCAUUGUGCGCUGCCCUAAUCACUACCAACAACUACUACCACUACUACCACUACCAUCACCACUACAACCACCAAAACCACCACUGCCAUCGCCCUCAUCACUCGUCUCACCUUGCUCUCCCAAACUAACGUGGUCCUGAGAAGAAGAAAUAUUCUUCACGAUUGGCUGGAAGAAGAACGAGAAAAAGAAGGGCAGUGAUACAAAUAUAUUAAGGAAGAUAGCGCAUAUUUUCAAGGACCUCUGUGUAUACUCCAUCGUGAAAACACGGCUCAUCUAAAUUUUGACGUGAAAAAUAAAAAGAAAAAAAAAAGAAAAUACCGAGUUAUUUAAGAAAAAGAAAUAUAUAUAUUUUUUUUACGUAUAUAUAUAUUUUUUUUUCUUUCCCUUGGCAUAUACGAAGCGUGUAUGCCAAAAACGAUCAUCUUGCCAUCGAGUGUUGUAAAUAAGUGUACUUACAGUGUUUAGCGUCCGCAAAUAGUGCGUGUACAUAAAUAUUUAGAGCUUAUUACUGCGAACGCGGAUAGAACAUCAAUAUAAUUUUACUGACGGCUCGUCUGUAAUGCAAACAUAAAUGUCAAUAUAAAAUGUCAAUAUAAAAAUACAUCAGUAUCAAAGUAUCAUUUGCACAACGUAAUACGAUGAUAGUUGUGGAGAAAAAAAAAUAAAUUAUUCAUUUAUUAUUACUCAUUAGCUACGAACACGUGUUAAUUUUCAAAAUGACGAAUGAAUUCUUUAUGAUAUUUAUGUAUGUUAUGUAAUAAAUAACGCAGUAAGGAUUGAGAUAUCGAUCAUCGUAGUACAGUUAGUAUGUAAAUGAAAUCGAUGACGAAAAGUUGUUAAUUUUAAUUUCAGAAGUAUCGUUACCUUCAACGUAUAUCCAUAGAAAUUUCAAGUAACGUUACCCUUCUGAGUUUUAUUUAUUUUAUUCCUUUUUCGUUUGCUAAGGCGCAACCCAAAUACAUUUAAGCACAAUUAUAAUAUUAUGUAUUAUAUAUUCUUCUAUUAAUUACGAAUUUUACUGCACAUCACUAUGUUUUUAAGAUAUUUUUUUUAAAUUUAAUUUAAAUCGCAUCGCAUUGAGAAAGUUCAAUUUUUGCAAAAUCAUUUUCCAUCGGAAAGUUAGAUGAUUAUUACAAAGAACAGUUGAAAUUUGUUACUUAUGUGCACGAUGCCAUUAAGCGUACCUGUGUAAUUUUGUUGCCUACGGCACACCCAAUAAAGUGCACAUUUUUGCAUAGUGGCAAAAAGGAAAAGCAAUUUUUAUACAAAUAUCAGUUAACAAUGCAUAUCUUUAUAUAAUUUUCAUCUAGAUUAGCGAUAAAAUCAACUGUAAAGCAAAGGAGUAAUGUGUACACAUUGUCAAUACUAUUAGGUAUUGUAAAAUAAAUUAUAAGUACAUGUAUAUCUAUGGUUUUCAUAUUGGCGUAUAGUAAAUCCCGAGUUAGAAUUACUUAUAUAAGAAACGAAAGAAGAUAUUCUGAAAAUAAAGAGAAAGUUUGAAAAAGCAAAA